AUGGCCAAUUGCAAGUCUAUAUUUCUAGUGUUGUUUCUCACCUUGUUUCAGGUUUUGUCGACAUUUGCUUAUUCUGAUAAGCAACUGUUGAAGGCCUCUUCGAAAACAUCCAAUAAAAUUAUUUCAUUACAAGACCAAAAAUUUGAACAGAUCUUAAGGGGUCCUCGUGAAAACUCAUAUAUACUUUUACUAUUAACUGCUACUUCUCCAAAUGUCAAUUGUGCCAAUUGUUUAGAAUUCGAACCAAUGUUUGCUAAUAUGGCUGCAUCAUGGUUCCAAGAUCAUCCAGAUGGUAAGACUUUGGAUGGUACUAAGAAUUUAUUCUUUGCUAAGGCCGAUGUUAAGGACACCAACAAUUUACCACCAAUAUUUACUUAUUAUGAAAUCACACAUGUGCCACGUAUAAUGCUAUUUACCCCAAAUGGUAGUACCAAGGAUUUCCAAUCAAUUAACUUUGAUGGUGAAGGUAAAGAGCAUGUUACUCGUACCAUUGAUGCUGUACAGAGAUAUAUGGAGAUUAAUGAAUUUGCUUAUCAUGAACCAAUUGAUUGGGCAUCUGUGAUCAUUACUAGUAUUUCUGCCUUUGUCAUUAUUUUCGUGGCUAAGAGACAUGGUGAUAUUUUAUUGAAAGUUCUAAAGAUGAGAUUAUUAUGGGGCAUUGGUUGUGUUGCAUUCAUCAUUUUAAUGUUGGGUGGGUUUAUGUUUAAUCAAAUUAAACAUCCACAAUUAGCUGGUGUUGGUAAAGAUGGUGGUAUAUUAUAUUUCUUAGAACGUGAAACUCAAAACCAAUUUGCCAUUGAAACUCAAGUAUUGGGUGUUAUUUAUGGGCUAUUUAGUAUCUUGGUAGUUGGAUUGACCAUGGGAGUUCCCAAGAUUGAUUAUUUCUAUUCUAAACCAGAUGAUGCUACUAAAGUUAAAGCCGGUGUUUCAAUCAUAUUGGCUAUUGCUAUUUACAUGGUAUUCACUGGUUUGACAAAUAUUUUCAAGAUGAAGAAUGUAGGUUACCCAUAUCCUUUACGUUCCUUAACUCAAUUCCUUUUCCAUUAA
This is a messenger RNA of Henningerozyma blattae CBS 6284, 1047 nucleotides long. RefSeq names its product dolichyl-diphosphooligosaccharide--protein glycotransferase OST3 (gene OST3). The coding region runs from base 1 to 1047 and encodes 348 amino acids. Gene Ontology annotation, cellular component: oligosaccharyltransferase complex. The transcript has a single exon. The record is from RefSeq and is a predicted model, not a curated record. NCBI's taxonomy places the organism in Eukaryota, Fungi, Ascomycota, Saccharomycetes, Saccharomycetales, Saccharomycetaceae.